GUGGGAAGCAGCUGACGGGCUCUGGGGUCCACAAGAGGUCUCGGAAGGUCCUGGACAUCGACAGCACAUGAAGACAACAUGAGUCUCCGGAGGCAGAAGACACGCCCCUAUCUACCGAAGAGAGGAGACCACAUAUCUCGUAUCCGAUUGGUCAGAAUUCCCGUCCAUCAGGUUUUAGCUGCCCCUGAUUGGCUGCUGCCGGACUGUCGGCAUCUGCGGCUCGCGCUGUGCCAGCUGUCCGCGCGCACUCGGCUGGUGCUGAGCAACGGUGAAGAGCUUCAACUGAGGAAGAGCUGAGUCUGAGAAACAGGGACGAUGGCUGCCAACAUGGGAUCAAUGCGUAUCCUCAUCAAGGGAGGGAAGGUGGUCAACGAUGACUUCACCCAGGAAGCAGAUGUCUUCAUUGAGAACGGCAUCAUUCAGCAGGUCGGAAAGGAGCUGAUGAUACCGGGCGGGGCUAAGGUGAUUGACGCCUCUGGAAAGCUUGUGUUGCCGGGCGGAAUAGACACCAGCGUGCAUCUGGAGCAAACCUUCAUGAACGCCAGCAUUCAGGAUGACUUCUACAGUGGGACCAAGGCGGCUCUGAUGGGUGGUACCACCAUGGUGAUGGCUCUGGUCCUGCCUGAACAGCACUGCUCCCUGCUGGACGCCUACGAGAACUGCCGAGCUCUGGCCGACGCCAAGGCCUGCUGCGACUACGCUCUGCAUGUCGGGGUGACCUGGUGGGGGCCGAAGGUGCGCAGCGAGAUGGAGACCCUGGUGAGGGAGCAUGGAGUGAACUCUUUCCAGAUGUACAUGGCCUACAAAGAUACGAUGAUGCUGAGGGACUCGGAGCUCUACCAGACGCUGCAGACCUGUAAAGACAUCGGGGCCAUCGCUCGGGUCCACGCUGAGAACGGAGAGCUGGUGGCCGAGGGUACCAAAGAGGCUAUGAAUUUAGGCAUCAAUGGACCGGAGGGUAUUGAGAUAAGUCGACCAGAGGAGCUGGAGUCUGAGGCUACUCACAGAGCCAUCACCAUCGCCAACAGGGCUCACUGCCCGAUCUACCUUGUGAAUGUGUCCAGCAUUUCUGCUGGAGACAUGAUUGCAUCAGCUAAGAUGCAAGGUAAGGUGGUGCACGCGGAGACCUCCGUGGCUCACGCCGUGCUGAACGGGAUGCAGUAUUACCAUCAGGACUGGGUUCACGCCGCCGCCCACGUCGUCGUCCCUCCUCUCCGCCUCGACCCCAACACGCCCAGCUACCUCAUGGGCCUGCUGGGCAAUGACUCUCUGAGUGUCGUGGCCUCAGAGCAUCGUCCAUUCAGCAUCAUGCAGAGAGCUUUGGGCAAGGACGACUUCACCAAGAUCCCUCAUGGAGUGGCUGGAGUCCAGGACAGGAUGAGUGUCAUUUGGGAGAAGGGAGUGGUUACAGGAAAAAUGGAUGAGAAUCGUUUUGUGGCGGUGACGAGCUCCAACGCCGCCAAGAUCUACAACCUGUACCCGCGCAAGGGUCGUAUCAUCGCCGGGGCGGACGCUGAUUUGGUGGUCUGGGACCCGGAUGCAACGAGGACGAUCUCCGCCAGCACUCAGGUGCAGGGCGGAGACUUCAACCUGUACGAGGGGAUGCGCUGCCACGGGGUUCCCCUGGUCACCAUCAGCCGCGGACGCUUGGUGUGCGAGAACGACGUGUUCAUGUGCGCCGAGGGAUCCGGGAACUUCUACCCCCAGCGCACCUUCCCUGACUACCUCUACAAGAAGAUGGUGCAGAGAGAAAAGACUCAGGCUUACAAAGGGGUCGACAGGGAUGCCUACUCUGGUGAUGUGGCCACAGUGUCGAACAUCAUGAAGAAGGAGCUUGGUUUGGGCCCGAUAGACGGAGAUGCGUCCAAAGGCAGCCCUCGCCCGCUGCACCAGGGAGUCCGAGACCUCCACGAGUCCUCCUUUAGCCUCUCAGGGUCUCAGGUCGAUGACCACAUCCCGAAGAGGUCCUCGGCCCGGAUCCUGGCCCCUCCCGGCGGUCGCUCCAGUGGUAUCUGGUAAUCGCUGCUGCCGGAGCUACACUCGCCCGAGUCUCCUUGUUUUGUAUGAUUCUACACAUCCAGGAAAACUGCACUGAUUACUCACUCACAGGAUUAAAGUAAAAAGAGGAAUUCAAAUUGAAGCGAGCUUCUGUGAUUGGUGAAAAGCUAACUGAUGAUCGGUGAUCUACCAAAGUGACUUUUACAAAUCUAAUUUGUCUUAAUUGGAGGGACUGACCUGAAUAAUUACACCAGAGUGAAGGGCUAUCUAUGAAUUUAAACAUGGUUUGCUAAAUUCCAGCUGAUCAUCCUAACAUUGACAAAGUCUGCUCGUGUCCCACGGAGAAACGCAAAUUAAACAAACUGAACGAUCAAAACCAGUACAGCUUUUAUGGUUUGAACUGAAGUGAUGUCGACUGAAUUAUUACAAAAUUGUAGAACUGAAUUCUGUGAACUAUCUAUUAUACCCCUGUCACACACACCCACCACAUGCAUACAGUGCACUGUAGACACCAUAGCGUGACACUCAUAUGAAGACGUUUGUGGAUUCUGUUUGUGAUUAAACGCCCACUGUGCUCGGCUUCCUGCCGCACCGUGGGUUCCUCUAACAGUGUUUUUAUUUCCAAUGGGUGAACUGUGUGGUGAUGAUAUCCAACUGCUUCAAAACACCGUGUGAUUUUACAGCUACGCUCUCAAAAUAGAGUCGUACUUGAUUCUUUCCAUCCCUAUGUUUUCACUGCCUGGAGCUGAAACAACACUCACGUUUCCCACAAAUAUCCUGCCUCGCCUGCAUUGUAGCAGGUCUACAGACUCAGUGACAGACAACAACCUGCGGGCUGACCCGGGUAUAACUGACCCCAGCACUCAUCCCACAGCGGCUAAAUGUGGAGGAAACGGGGAACCUGUAGACCUGGCAAAGUGCUAGAAGAAUGAAGAGAGGUUUCUGAAAGGAAGGAUGAAGAGUACGUGACUUAAAGGUCAGCCAGGGCUGCUGAAAACAUCACGAGGCUCAUUUAUCAAAGCGUUCAUAAAACAAGGGUAAAUCUGUGAUUAAUAAAUAGCCCGUGCGCGUGAGAAAGAUUGAUUUAAGUACAAAAUGACUAUUUUGGUUCAGUUUAGCUGCUCUGUUUCUGGCAAUAAAGCUCUGAUCAACUCAUUGCACGCUGCUCUUCCAGCACCAAACGACAGACAGACAAUGGUUGGCAACUAGCCAGAGAAGAAAAGUGAUUUAUUGUUAUUAGAGCAGUUUGUCUCCACAGAAAGAUUGAGCUGCACAGUCUGAAGAAAACCACUGAACCUCUCACCUCCUGAUGUCUCAUUCCUGCUAUCAGUAUUGUGUGUGUACAUGAACACGUCUUCUUGUCUGUGAACUAUAUAUUUAGGAUGUGUGUGUUUUGUUUUUUAGCUGAAAGAAUAAAUGUGCCAAUACGAGUGUCCCCCCCCCCCCGCCCCCUCAUGCAUGAAGAGCACCGCGGGGAGACAGAGGAGUGAGAUCUCUCCACAGGCUCACAACAACUGGUGCUGGUUCUUUUUUUAACUCUUACCUAAAGCAACCGUAUGUUAUUGUUGGAUGGAUUUGUUGCUUUGAAGGCACUGUGACUGGUUGGUGGCAGUGUGUGUUUGUAGAUUCUCGUUGUGGUGGGCAGUUAACCUGUUGAACCUGUAAGUGGCUGCUUGUUUCUGACCACAUGAAUAACAGAAGAAAUAAUAAAGUGAGAAGAAUAACA
Molecule: messenger RNA, 3724 nt
Organism: Pseudoliparis swirei
Lineage: Eukaryota; Metazoa; Chordata; Actinopteri; Perciformes; Liparidae
Product: dihydropyrimidinase-related protein 5-like
Exons: 15
Coding region: 316-2019 (567 amino acids)
Cellular component (GO): cytosol; cytoplasm
Molecular function (GO): hydrolase activity, acting on carbon-nitrogen (but not peptide) bonds, in cyclic amides
Source: RefSeq, a predicted model, not a curated record